AUGUGCGGCAGGUCCCUGAGGCGGCUGCCGGUGGAGGGGAGCCGGCACCCCACCCCCAUGGGGCGCCCCCUGCUUCCCGUGCUCCUGGGGUUCCGCCUCGUGCUGCUGGCCGCCAGUGGGACGGGGGUCUACGGCGACGAGCUGAGCGGGCUCGUGUGUCACACGCAGCAGCUGGGCCGCAAGGCCGCCUGCUACGAUGCCUUCCACCCUCUCUCCCCGCUGCGCUUCUGGGCCUUCCAGGUCACCCUGGUGGCUGUCCCCAGUGCCCUCUACAUGGGUUUCACUCUGUAUCAUGUGAUCUGGCACUGGGGGGAAUCUGAAAAGGUGAAGAAGGAAGAGGAGACCCUGACCCGCCGAGGGGAGAAAAGCAGAGAUGCCUUGGGGCCUGGAAGCCCCAGGGUGCUCUGGGCCUAUGUGGCACAGCUGGGGCUGCGACUGGCCCUUGAAAGGGCAGCCUUGGGGGGGCAGUACCAUCUGUACGGGUUCAAGAUGCCCAGCUCCUCUGUGCGUCGUCGAGAGCCUUGCCUUGGUAGCAGAAGCGGUAAUCUGUCUCGCCCCUCUGAGAAGACCAUCUUCCCGAAGACCACGUUUGGGGUCACUGGGCUCUGUCUCUUGUUCACGCUUUGGGAGCUUGUGCUCCUGGGCCCGGGGAGAUGGUGGAAGAUCUGGAAGCACAAAUCUCCCUCUUCUAACUACUUCCCAACCUCAGAGAGCGCCCAAAGACACAAGGAACCGACUGAUAACGUCCCAGUGGUGGAAAUAAAAGGACGGUUUGGAGAAGCAGGUGAGAGGGGCACUGAUGUCCCUCUUUCUACCCGUCCCUGA
Physeter macrocephalus (sperm whale) is the source of this 825-nucleotide messenger RNA. RefSeq names its product gap junction protein gamma 3 (gene GJC3). Gene Ontology annotation, cellular component: connexin complex. Gene Ontology annotation, biological process: cell-cell signaling. Gene Ontology annotation, molecular function: gap junction channel activity. NCBI's taxonomy places the organism in Eukaryota, Metazoa, Chordata, Mammalia, Artiodactyla, Physeteridae. The record is from RefSeq and is a predicted model, not a curated record.